UUACACAGUAGUGAAGAAGAUCUCUGGUGAGUGUGAGACACCCAGCAGCAAUCCUUGUGUCUCAGGUGGACUAAGCAGGACCCACAGCCCCAUCACAGUGCCUCCACCUCACUCACUGAUACAUGAGAGAGACAGUGACCAGAAGAUCCUGGAACUCACCAACAAGAUCAUUCAGCUGCUGACAGGAGAGGAGGGGGAGUAUAUAGAGGAACACAGGGGUCUGUACAAGGACGUGAUGAUGGAGAAUCACCAGCCCCUCACAUCACUGGAUGGACCCAGUAACAGAGAUACCCCAGAGAGAUGUCCCCGUCCUCUGUAUUCCCAGGAUUGUACAGAGGAGAAUCACAGGAUCCCACAGGAGGAUCAGACACAACGUCUGUCUGAUAUUAAAAUAGAAGGUACAGAGGGAGAAGAAGAGACGUAUAUGACUGAUAUAAAGGCAGAAGAUAUAGAGGGAGAAGAAGAGACGUAUGUGACUGAUAUAAAGGCAGAAGAUAUAGAGGGAGAAGAAGAGACAUAUGUGACUGAUAUAAAGGCAGAAGAUAUAGAGGGAGAAGAAGAGACGUAUGUGACUGAUAUAAAGGCAGAAGAUAUAGAGGGAGAAGAAGAGACGUAUGUGACUGAUAUAAAGGCAGAAGAUACAGAGGGAGAAGAAGAGACGUAUGUGACUGAUAUAAAGGCAGAAGAUAUAGAGGGAGAAGAAGAGACGUAUGUGACUGAUAUAAAGGCAGAAGAUACAGAGGGAGAAGAAGAGACGUAUGUGACUGAUAUGAAGGCAGAAGAUAUAGAGGGAGAAGAAGAGACGUAUGUGAGGGGUGAUCAGCAGUGUAAGGAGGAGGAGAUCCCUACAGAUAUCAGCACAGCAAAUGGACACACAAGCAGGAAUAUCACAGAAGGACAUCUAAUGGUAUCCCCGGAUUGUGACAUAAAAGAUAAUGAUAGUAGACCUGAUUCUCCAGGAGAUAACCUCAUUACCCCAAUUAUACAUCCAGCUCUAUCAGCUGAUCCCUCUGAUCCUAGGAAAUGUUAUCCUGAUCACUCUGAUAUUGGUGCAUCUGUUACAGCUCUGACAGUAGAUACAGUGUUUCCAUGUUCUAUAGAUGCCAAAUGUUUUACACAGAAUACAAAGUGUAUUACCCAUCAGCCAGCUAAGGCAGGUGAGAGGCCAUUUCCAUGUUCUGAGUGUGGGAAAUGUUUUACAUACAAAUCAGCUUUUGUUACACAUCAGAGAAGUCACACAGGUGAGAAGCCAUUUCCAUGUUCUGAGUGUGGGAAAUGUUUUACACAAAAAUCAGCUCUUGUUACACAUCAGAGAAGUCACACAGGUGAAAAGCCAUAUUCCUGUUCUGAGUGUAGGAAAUGUUUUCCACGGAAAUCAGAUCUUGUUACACAUCAGAGAAGUCACACAGGUGAGAAGCCAUAUUCCUGUUCUGAGUGUGGGAAAUGUUUUGUAUAUAAAUCAAGUCUUGUUACACAUCAGAGAAGUCACAGAGGUGAGAAGCCAUAUUCCUGUUCUCACUGUGGGAAAUGUUUUGCAUUAAAAUCUUAUCUUGUUACACAUCAGAAAAGUCACACAGAUGAGAAGCCAUAUUCCUGUAUUGAGUGUGGGAAAUGUUUUGCAUUGAAAUCACAUCUUGUUACACAUCAGAGAAGUCACAGAGGUGAGAAGCCAUAUUCCUGUUCUCAGUGUGGGAAAUGUUUUGCAUCAAAAUCAUAUCUAGUUACACAUCAAAAAAGUCACACAGAUGAGAAGCCAUAUUCCUGUAUUGAGUGUGGGAAAUGUUUUGCAUUGAAAUCACAUCUUGUUAAACAUCAUAUAAGUCACACAGGUGAGAAGCCAUAUUCCUGUUCUCAGUGUGGGAAAUGUUUUGCAUCACAAUCAAAUUUUGUUACACAUCAGAAAAGCCACAGAGGUGAGAAGCCGUAUUCCUGUUCUGAGUGUGGGAAAUGCUUUACAUAUAAAUCAUAUCUUGUUACACAUCAUAUAAGUCACACAGGUGAGAUGCCAUUUCCCUGUUCUGAGUGUGGGAAAUGCUUUACAUAUAAAUCACAUCUUGUUACACAUCAGAGAAGUCACACAGGUGAGAAGCCAUAUUCCUGUUCUCAGUGUGGGAAAUGUUUUGCAUCGAAAUCAUAUUUUGUUACACAUCAGAAAAGUCACACAGGUGAGAAGCCAUAUUCCUGUAUUGAGUGUGGGAAAUGCUUUGCAUGUAAAUCACAUCUUGUUACACAUCAGAGAAGUCACACAGGUGAGAAGCCGUAUUCCUGUUCUGAGUGUGGGAAAUGUUUUGCACAGACAUCAGCUUUUGUUAUACAUCAGAGAAGUCACACAGGUGAGAAGCCAUAUACCUGUGCUGAGUGUAGGAAGUGUUUUCCACGGAAAUCAGAUCUUGUUACACAUCAGAGAAGUCACACAGGUGAGAAGCCAUAUUCCUGUUUUGAGUGUGGGAAAUGUUUUACACAGAAAUCAGCUCUUGUUAGACAUCAGAGAAGUCACACAGGUGAGAAGCCGUAUACCUGUCCUGAGUGUGGGAAAUGCUUUACAUAUAAAUCAGCUCUUGUUACACAUCAGAGAAGUCACACAGGUGAGAACCCUUAUUCCUGUUCUGAGUGUGGGAAAUAUUUUGCAUGGAAAUACGAUCUUGUUAAACAUCAGAGAAGUCACACAGGUGAGAAGCCGUAUUCCUGUUCUGAGUGUGGGAAAUGUUUUGCAUGGAAAUCAGAUCUUGUUAAACAUCAGAGAAGUCACACAGGUGAGAAGCCGUAUUCCUGUUCUGAGUGUGGGAAAUGUUUUGCAUGGAAAUCAGUUCUUGUUAAACAUCAGCGAUUUCACAGGUGAGAAUCCAUUUUCAUGCUGUGAGAGAAAUAAAUCCGCUCUUGUUGAACAUAUUAGACAUUACCCAAGUCUGUAACCAUUUAAAUCUUCUGGAGUAUAAUUAUCACUGUUGUGCAAUGUUCCUCAAGGGUCAAUCCUAUCUCCUAUGCUUUAUAAAAUAUACAUGCUACCAUGGGUUAUAUAAUCAGACAUCAUGGUCUGGUCUACCACUGCUAUGUAGAUGACCUGCUUUUUGCUCCAUAUACUGAGAACUUAAUACCAAUCCUAAAUGGUUGUCUAGCUGAGCGCCUGGGGUGGAUGAUGCCAGCCCAGCAUUACAUGGUCCAAGGUACUAGAAGCAGCUUCUGCCUCCUUACUGCCCUGCUGGCUUCUACAGAUGAAGGAUUGUUACCAGCAGUACCAAGAAUCUCCUGUCAUUCAUUUAUGGGUUGAACUUUUAGCUUUGCAGCCCUGACCAUGGAACUCACUGCCUUGCACAGUCCAAGAGGCCUCCACUCUAGAGACCUUCACAAACAGACUGAUGACUGUUACUCACGCUUUUCAUUAAUGUACCUCUAUUUACUUACUAAAUAAUACAUCCCAAAUGCUUAGGUCUUUUUUCUGCUGUUUAUUUUGUAUCGUGUGCUUUGUAUAAAUGUGAAUGUCUAAUACCAGUUUGCACAAUCUGUAUUGCUGCACGACAGUAUGGCGGCCAUUGGAACGUGUUUUCACUUCUAGUUUGCCUAACUUGUUGCAGACACUCAUCUUGAUAAGGAGUGCUGAGUGUUUUCUGAUACAAGAUCCUAUCCAUAUAUACCCUGUACAUUAUCAUGUGCAUUAGAGUCACCCGGGUUCCAUCUGCGGUGGUUUGUUGUAUGUUACAUCUAUAUGGUGCGGAUACUCCCCUGUAUGAUU
Pseudophryne corroboree (corroboree frog) is the source of this 3730-nucleotide messenger RNA. Its product is annotated as zinc finger protein 665-like. Gene Ontology annotation, molecular function: DNA-binding transcription factor activity, RNA polymerase II-specific; RNA polymerase II cis-regulatory region sequence-specific DNA binding. The coding region runs from base 236 to 2839 and encodes 867 amino acids. The transcript has 5 exons. The record is from RefSeq and is a predicted model, not a curated record. Lineage: Eukaryota; Metazoa; Chordata; Amphibia; Anura; Myobatrachidae. Gene Ontology annotation, biological process: regulation of DNA-templated transcription.